UUUAAAAGAGGUAUAUAUAUACACUACAGUGAAAAGAAUAGAAGAGAAGAGAAGCAGAGUUAGUUAUUCGUUUCGUGACUGCUCACCAAAUUUGGGACAGCAUCUCCGCCCUGUAUUCCGCUCAUUAAAGUCUGACUACACCCCUUUACACUAAUCUCCUCUCAGGCCUCCCUACUUUUUGCCCGAUCACCGUGUUAUCUACUUCGCCAGCAGCAAAGAUAGUCAGUUCAGUAUGAGUUCCCGCAGGGUAAAAUUCGGGAUCUGCAUCUUUCAUGCAACUCAUCUUCCAGAGUGCAGUGAAAACUCCCAAAUGCGUGCUUACGUUGCAGUUGCAGUUGGGAAGCAUAGAGUGAAGAAAACUCGAACCAGCUGGCUUAACAUGGGAAGCUCGCUUUGGUUUUCCAUCUUAUUUUUCACAUUAGACAUGUCGGAGGUUGAUCAAGAAGAGGUCAUGGUUUCUAUCAAGUUAUACCGGAAGGAUGCCAAUUCCAAAAAUGACGAGUACAUUGGUGGGGUGUACAAAUCUUUAAAUCAGUUUUGGAAUGAGAGGGUGAUGAAUGAGCACGACAUGUCGUGUGAUUUACCCUUGAAAAAGGAUUUGGGAGAAUUUGUUGGACGGAUAUAUUUUACUUACUGGUUUAUUGAAGAUCCCUGGUGGAACAAAUUGAGUAAGAAAAAGAUUUCCUGUACGCCGAUUUUCUGUGGCUUAAACUCUAAGGUGUAAUAUUUGUCUCUUUCACAAAUUUCCUUUUAAACUAAGUUGUGUGAAUUUGCCUGUAUGUGAAAGACAGUUGCAUGAAUCAGAUGAAGGUUCUGAAUGACAUGGGUGAGAGAACUGAAAAAAGUUUGAAAUUCAUUUAUUGAUAGCUUUUGGAAACUGUUAUAUAAUAACAAUCUUUUUUUUUUUUUCUUUUUUUUCUUUUCCAGUUACCUGAAAAAUGUUUCUCAAAAUAUUUUGUCAUAACUAAACUAAAACAUGCUUUGGAUUGUGCUUCAUGGGCUGCUUGACUGUCCCCGUUAUUGAAUGCUUCCGAUCACAUUUUCAGUAACAAUUUAACGUAGAAAUGCAUGAUUUUCAAUAUAUUCAACUUGGAAAAAUUAGGAAAUCCAUUAUAUUCCUCCUACGUGGUUUUAUUUCUGUUUUCUGAAAUGAAAACUCGUGAUUUUAAACAUUUCUUUUUAGUUGGCCAUUUUUUUCCAAAUGACUCUUUGUAUUAAAAUGCUAUAUAAAUUGAGAAUAAGGCCAUUCAAAUACCAGACAAGCUUUAAGUUAGAAGUAAAUUUCUUCAGUUUUUCUUUUAUGAUUGGUGUGGUCAUUUAUCGCAAACAGUAUUCUCAUGGAAGCAAAAAGAUCAUUGGUUUCUCUUACAAAGCUAAUGAAUAUGCUUCGAUAGAGCCCAACUUUACAAGCCGUGUAGAAAGAGCCUUGGGCAUUCAGGACUGGUUGGAAUCACAAGGUCACCAGUACAUUGUCAUCGACGGCAAAGAUGGAUCUGAUUGUGCAUAUUCCUGAUCUCCACGUGCUGAUAACUACCCCUUCCCAUCCGACCUAUGCAACGGCUGAAAGGAUCAAGAAGGCCAAAAAAUUGCAACUGGUGCUCACAGCUGGAAUUGGUUCUGAUCUUGUUGAUUUGAAGGCAGCAGCUGCUGCUGCUUGUUUAAAAGUUGUAGACGUCACUGGAAACAAUGUAGUCUCUGUUGCAGAUGAUGAGCUCAUGAGAAUCCUCAUUCUUGUCAAGAAUCUUUUGCCUCGAUACCAUCAAGUUUUCAGCAGGGAGAGGAAUGUUACGGCUAUUGCUCAUAGAGCUUAUCAUUUGGAGCCUUUCAACUGUAACCUCCUAUAUCAUGAUUUGGUGAAGAUGGACUCAGAAUUGGAGAAUCAAACAGGGGCAAAGUUUGAGGAGGAUCUUGACUCAAUGAUUGCCCAAUGUGACAUAAUUGUCAUCAAUACACCUCUCAUGGAGAAAACAAAAGGGAUGUUUGACAAAGAUAGGAUUGCUAAGCUGAAGAAGGGAGUUCUAAUUGUUAACAAUGCUUGGGGAGCAAUCACAGAUGCACAAGCAGUUGUUGAUGCUUAUUCUAGCGGACAAAUUGCAGGUUACAGUGGGUAUGUUUGGUACCCACACCCAACUGGGCUUCGGAAAUGCAUGCCAAUGCCAAUCCAACCUAUGACCCCUCGUAUUUCUGGCACUACCGUUGAUGCGCAGUUGCAAUAUGCGGCUGGAGUGAAGGAUAUGCUAAACAGGUACUUAAAGGGUGAACAUUUUCCUGCACAAAAUUACAUUGUCAAGGAGGGUCAACUAGUAAGCUACUGAAGAUGAUGCUAGUAGGGCUCGUUAGUGGGAUCUCUCACAUCUGAGGGUUUAAACUUCUAACCUCUUAAACAGUUUUAAUAUAUACAGAGUAGUAGUGUAACAUAACUCUUUGGGAAUGGGUUUUAAGAGCAGACAAAAAAAAUGUAAAAAUUCUAUAAAUAAAUUUAAAAAACAACGAUAUGCAUGAAUUUAAUUUGGUUCGACUCGAGCAAAAUCGAAACAGAAAGAUUGACUUACUAUAUGGGUGUCUGAAUGGUGUGAGGGUAUUUUCGACUCCCAGCUUAAUCUCUCAUUGCACACAGAUUGUUUCUUUGACUAGAAUUGUACUUGGUUAUUUCCAAGAAACCAAAUGGAUCUGAAAUUAAUGCUAAUAAUGUGUAAUUAAUCUCUGAGUUUAUUUGGAAAA
This is a messenger RNA of Cornus florida, 2721 nucleotides long. Its product is annotated as formate dehydrogenase, mitochondrial-like. Gene Ontology annotation, cellular component: chloroplast; mitochondrion. The record is from RefSeq and is a predicted model, not a curated record. Bases 1488 to 2315 code for a protein of 275 amino acids. Gene Ontology annotation, molecular function: NAD binding; oxidoreductase activity, acting on the CH-OH group of donors, NAD or NADP as acceptor. NCBI's taxonomy places the organism in Eukaryota, Viridiplantae, Streptophyta, Magnoliopsida, Cornales, Cornaceae. The transcript has 8 exons.